Molecule: messenger RNA, 2081 nt
Organism: Haemorhous mexicanus (house finch)
Lineage: Eukaryota; Metazoa; Chordata; Aves; Passeriformes; Fringillidae
Gene: MAP2K4
Product: mitogen-activated protein kinase kinase 4
Exons: 11
Coding region: 70-1245 (391 amino acids)
Biological process (GO): protein phosphorylation; MAPK cascade
Molecular function (GO): ATP binding; JUN kinase kinase activity
Source: RefSeq, a predicted model, not a curated record
GCCGUGUGUCCUGCCCUGCCGGGGAGGGCCCUGCGCAGCGCCGCCGCCGCUGCUCCCGCUCCGCGCACAAUGGCGACUCCCAGCCCCAGCGGCGGCUCCGGGGGGAGCGGGAGCGGGCCCGGGCCGGGCGCCGCCGGCAGCAGCAGCAGCAGCAUGCAGGGUAAACGCAAAGCGCUGAAGUUAAAUUUUGCAAAUCCACCUUUCAAGUCCACAGCAAGAUUUACUCUAAAUACUUCUGGAGUUCCUUUCCAAAAUCCACACAUAGAGAGACUGAGAACACACAGCAUUGAAUCAUCAGGAAAAUUGAAGAUUUCCCCUGAGCAACAUUGGGAUUUUACAGCAGAGGACUUGAAAGACCUUGGAGAAAUUGGACGAGGCGCUUAUGGUUCUGUCAACAAAAUGGUCCACAAACCAAGUGGGCAAAUUAUGGCAGUUAAAAGAAUUCGGUCGACAGUGGAUGAGAAGGAGCAGAAGCAGCUUCUGAUGGACCUUGAUGUGGUGAUGAGAAGCAGUGACUGCCCCUACAUUGUUCAGUUUUAUGGCGCGCUCUUCAGAGAGGGUGACUGUUGGAUCUGUAUGGAGCUCAUGUCUACCUCGUUUGAUAAGUUUUACAAAUAUGUAUAUAGUGUAUUAGAUGAUGUUAUUCCAGAAGAAAUCUUAGGCAAAAUCACUUUAGCUACUGUGAAAGCACUAAACCACUUAAAAGAAAACUUGAAAAUCAUUCACAGAGACAUCAAACCUUCCAAUAUUCUUCUGGACAGAAAUGGGAAUAUUAAACUCUGUGACUUUGGCAUUAGCGGACAGCUCGUGGACUCCAUUGCCAAAACGCGGGAUGCAGGGUGCCGGCCGUACAUGGCGCCAGAGCGGAUAGACCCCAGCGCCUCGCGGCAGGGCUACGACGUGCGCUCCGACGUCUGGAGCUUGGGCAUCACAUUGUACGAGCUGGCCACGGGGCGAUUCCCCUACCCCAAGUGGAACAGUGUGUUUGACCAGUUGACACAAGUAGUGAAAGGAGACCCACCACAGCUGAGUAACUCAGAGGAAAGGGAGUUUUCCCCAAGCUUCAUCAACUUCGUCAACUUGUGCCUUACAAAGGACGAGUCCAAAAGGCCAAAGUACAAAGAGCUUCUGAAACAUCCCUUCAUCCUGAUGUAUGAGGAACGCACAGUGGAUGUUGCAUGCUAUGUUUGUAAAAUCCUGGAUCAAAUGCCAGCAACUCCCAGCUCUCCAAUGUACGUGGAUUGAUACUGCUGCUACAUCAAACUCUAGAAAAAGGGCUGAGAGAAAACAAGCUGUAAAGAAUUUUCAUCACAUAUUGCAGUGUUUUUAAUGCUCGCCCAGACACCAUGUGCAAUAAUAUUGGUGUUAUUUCCAUCCUGUCUGUAUACUGUUGUCACAUAUAAAGUGCAUCCCUGUAAUACCUGAUCACACAGUGUUAGUGUUGGUCACAGAGAGACCUCAUCUUGCUCUUUUGUGGACAUAUUCAUGAAAUGUGGAAAUAAGUACAUAUAUUUGUUGACUGUGAUUGGAUAGCACCUAAAAUUCAUUUCUAGACUCAAAACUUGGAGACUCCUCAGCAGCUACUGGAAAGAUUUUUCUCUCAAACUCUUCCAAUUGUUGUUUCAAGUAAUAAUAAAAAGCAAACAAACAAAAGUUAGGCGUUGUCUGUCUGAACAUUAAGAGACUUUGCCUGGAGGGAGAAGAACUUGCUUAACCAACGAGAUGCUUUGCCUUCUGGAGCUGAAAAGGCAAAGGAGAAUUUUAUUCUUCACAAAGUGCAAUAGAUUUACUGCUAUGAAAUUCUGUUGCUUUACAGUCGCAGUGUACUUUCUGGGGACAGUGUGCUCAGCUGAACUUCCUGUUAAAAAGAGAUCAUGUUAAAUAUAGUGAAUAUGUCUUUACCAAAAAUAUGUUGCGUUGAAAGAGGCUAACAUUAAACUAUUGAGAUGGGACAUAAUGUAUUCUUCCUCCUUUUACCAAGCCAGCCACUCUUCACUCUUAACUAGGUGUCCUGUAAAUUGUUACCUGGUAAGAUAAGACCUUUGACCUGAAGAAUUAUUAAACUACUUGAUUGAAUUUAA